CCGGAUCCAAAUCUGAUUCACAAACACGGACGCGCCUCUACCAAAGUCCUUCUGCCUCUACUGUCAAAAUGCGGCUCCGCGACACACCCGUAUCGGAUACGCAGACGCGGACGCGCCAUCAUUCCAACGGACGCACGGCCAGCACAGCAUAAUUUUGAGCUCGCAAAUAUGCCUUUCAACCUCAUCUCCUUCACCGCCACGAACGACAUCGCUGUGGUGCCAGACAGCUGGUGUGACGAUGGGGAGGUGUCCUGGCCAAGUUUCAAAAGCUCUGACCGAAUUAAAAGAGCUGUGGCUAACUGUGAGGAGCCAGAGCCAAACUGGCUCCAAUACGAUAUGCGGGUCAUCAAAAGCUGUGCCCACUAUAAGGAUGCUGAGGCGAUGCUCGGGUCCUAUGGGGAAGGCUGCAACACUUCCGAGCUGCAGACGGAUGCAGAGCUGGAGACAUGUCUGCCAUCUAAGCGUCCUAGGAGGGCAGUCCAUCGUUUUGGAGAUGACACCUCCAGCGAUGAGGACAUGGGGGCACCUGAAGGUGUGUCCCAGCUUCAAAGCUCCCCUAUCAUCCGAGGAACUGCUUCGAAGCAGAGGAUGACUCAUGGAACAGCACCAGCACCCGCACUCUCACCACCUCCUGAAGCGCCAAGAUCCAGCGUAGCAAGGCAUGGAGGAAUAAACCAUGAUGCCCCCUGCUCUGGUGUGUCCCAGCUUCAAAGCUCCCCUAUCAUCCGAGGAACUGCUUCGAAGCAGAGGAUGACUCAUGGAACAGCACCAGCACCCGCACUCUCACCACCUCCUGAAGCGCCAAGAUCCAGCGUAGCAAGGCAUGGAGGAAUGAACCAUGAUGCCCCCUGCUCUGCGUUUGAGGUCCAGAAAUUGACGCUGCUCCAGAAAAUCGUUCACCAGAACGAGCAGAUUCUGGCUAAAUUGGAUUUCCUGGCAAGCCGCCAAAAUUGCCCCACGCCAGAGAUGACAGGACCUGAGAUUUCCAACGUUCAAUUUCCCCUGGAGGACCUACAGGCAGUAGAUGCCUUUGAAGAUCUACUUAAAGACCAGGCCAAUGCCUCCACUCGACAGCAAAUUAUAUCUUCUUUAUCGAUAAUCGGAGGCCAGGACCUGAAGAGGAUAACCUGGAACAUCCUUGGUCGAAUAUUCGGGGUUGCUGUGGCCCACCAGAUAAACUGGAAGGGGGUGAAUUCAAAGAGGGCUUUCAGCCGGAUGGCCAUUAGGCCUCUUCUUUUCUGUGCCGUGAGGAAAAACCCAAUUGCCUGCAAGUCUGCAAUGGACGAAGACAUCAGCAAGCACGCCAUACGUUGGUUUAAUUUAGCUGGGGAUCGGGCCACCAGGAAGGCGAAAGAGAUCAACAAACAUUAAAUACAAUACAUUAAAUACAACAGUUAUCAUUUGUCGGGUUAUUUUUUUGUAGGCUAUUAGCCUAAAAUGUGGCUUUUGCAGUUCAAGACAAGUGUGUUUUCUGCCAAAUUAGAAUGUAAUACAAAGCCUGUUUGAAACAAAUGCUUAACUGGUUUAGUUUAUUAGGAUUACCCUUAAUAAGAAAGUAAGUUCAUUAACACGGAUCCAAAACGGUCCCGGCCCGGAACAUUUAUGAGUCCGGAAUGGGUCCGUAGCUGAUACAAAAUAGUGGGUCCGUGACGGAUGCAGUACGCGGACACGAAAUGAGUCCGUCUCGGAUGUCGCGGGUCCGAACCGUGCCCGUUACGGAGGUGAGCUUUUGAGCGCGGAUCCGUUACGGGUGAUAUACGGGUCCUUUUUGGGUCCGCGCAACGCCUCCGCGGCGGAUGAUACGCGGCGUGCAAGUGGACGCCGAUACGGAUCAGUUUGGCGGAUCCGUUCCGGAGGACGACCUCCGGAGGAUGAACUCCGGGGCGGAUCCACCGCGGAGUAUUUUUGCUGUGUGGGUUAUUAACACCG
Molecule: messenger RNA, 1929 nt
Organism: Eleginops maclovinus (Patagonian blennie)
Lineage: Eukaryota; Metazoa; Chordata; Actinopteri; Perciformes; Eleginopidae
Exons: 11
Coding region: 169-1371 (400 amino acids)
Source: RefSeq, a predicted model, not a curated record